AUGGCCCUCGCUGACGAUCCUAUCGAGCGCCUUUGCCAACGGCAAGAGACCAUUGAUUCAGCUAAAGACAUCUUUCGCCAGGCCAAAGUCAAGACGCGUGACGGGUCAGGGUACCAGCUUGGUUCGAGCACAACUGGCUUGCCUGCUAUCUGCUCGCUCAUCGCGUCUGAGAGAUUAAAGAACGGUGACGUCACGCCAGAAGCUGCGCAAGUCGCGUCGUGCUUGAACAAGAGGGCCUUUUCGAAGGCACUCAGCAUUGUCAAGGCAGCGUUGGGCGUCACGGCGAAGAAGAAGGUUGUCGUCUCGUACCUUGAUCUCAUGGACCAAUAUCGCGCAGAGACAUAUAAAACUUGGCUACCCCCAUAUUUCCAUCAUGCACAGAACGCGUUACAAUUGAUAGAUUCGCGAUACAAGGAAGAUGAUCCGGCGGUUAGGUGUGGAAUAUUCUUCUGGGUGUGCAACACUGUCAAAGUUAAACUCCCUAGCACCACGGCCUUUGCCAAAAACCAUGAGCUGUCCCUGAAACUAUUCACUUCUAUCGUCUCCAUUUUAAACGAGAAAUGCUCCCAACUCCAAACGCGCAUUCUUAAAGCUGGAGCCAAUGCCACAUCCCCAAUCAAAUCCACAGCUUCUGCUUCUACUCCAUCCCAGCGUACUUCUCCCCGAAAACAACUGCGGGAGUUACCAUCGAAGGAAACUCCAAAACGAGCACCAGCCCAAUCCGCCGUGGCUGCCCCUUCACAGAAACCCCUCGUUGAAUUCGUCGGAUACUCUUCAGAGAACGAAGACAUUGAAAUGGCAGUCCCAGAAACUCCUUCGAAAAAGCGAAAAUUGGAGAUUGUCCCGAGAUCCAUCCUCCGAUCAUCUCCCGUCAAACCCCUCGUCUUCCAAGCGUCCUCUUCGCGACUGACGCUCGACGGGUCACCCACAAAAACGCCCACUGCAGCAUCUACCUUGAACACACCUUCAAGAUCUGUAUCUACGAAAAAGCUGCGCGAGUUGCCAUCGAAAGAUAGCCCAAGGAAACGUGUGGAGUUUGUUGCUCAGGAGCCAGAGAUUGAGGGGGUAGUUUCAAGAGCACCAGCACCUCCAGCGGCAGAAAAACGCGACAACGAGGACGUGGAGAUGGCAGCUCCAGAAACCUCCAGAAAGAGGCGGAAAUUGGAGCCUUCAAUGCCCGUACCUGUCGCAACGCCGACCAGACCUGUCACCCGUAGCUCACCCGCCAAACCUUCCUUGCCUUCCACGCGGUCCUCCUCACGCAUUGACGCGUUGAGGGGGCAGGUGGUUCCGGAAGUUCCGCGUACCCCCACCAAGCCCAAACCUAAGACAUCAACCCGCACAUCUACCUCUACAGUCGUAGAAGUAUCAAUCACGCCCGUCAGGCGCGGUCGGCCCCCUAAGAACCCUCGGCCCAUACCUAUGGAGGUAGACCAAGCCCUGGACGCGCCUUCCAGUGAGGAUGAAGAAGAGGAAGAGGAACCGCGACCGCGCCGUUUCCGCCCUGUUUAUCUAGAGUCAAAACAGUGGUAUAGCCGCGAUCGGAGGCUUGCGAGGAUAUGGAAGGCGGCGGAGAAGUAUAAGCGGGGGAUGGUGGAGCUUUAUGGGCAUCCUCUUGAUGAGUUGAGGGAUGACGACGCGGACGACGGGAUGGAUGAGGAUUGACCUUGUAGUAUUCGAAUCUUCCGUACAAUGGGCGAGGUAUAUAUUGUUAUUAGUACUAGUGGAAUUUAUGGACUUUGAUGUGGUCU
Messenger RNA from Laccaria bicolor S238N-H82, 1751 nucleotides. RefSeq lists its product as uncharacterized. Lineage: Eukaryota; Fungi; Basidiomycota; Agaricomycetes; Agaricales; Hydnangiaceae. The coding region runs from base 1 to 1665 and encodes 554 amino acids. The record is from RefSeq and is a predicted model, not a curated record. The transcript is spliced from 3 exons.